Molecule: messenger RNA, 834 nt
Organism: Capsicum annuum
Lineage: Eukaryota; Viridiplantae; Streptophyta; Magnoliopsida; Solanales; Solanaceae
Product: F-box/kelch-repeat protein At3g23880-like
Exons: 2
Coding region: 1-834 (277 amino acids)
Source: RefSeq, a predicted model, not a curated record
AUGGAACAACAAUUUUGCAGCGAGGUGAAAGAAGAAGCGCUCUAUUGCGAUUCAAAACCUACAAAGCCAAGGUUGUGGAAUCCAUCAACAAAGAAAGUCCGGUACAUUGGAAGGUCGGGUGCUUAUAAUGAAUGUUCCAAAACUGUGUAUGGAUUCGGGUAUGAUGAAUUAACUGAUGAUUACAAAGUGGUAGAAAUAAUUGAUCCAAGAUUUUUGUGCAGUAUAAACAUUUAUAGUGUAAGGAGGAAGUGUUGGAAGAGGUUAAGUGAGAGUCCCAAAUUAGUUGGUAAAUACUGUUAUCUGGUGAAUGGAGCUCUUCACUGGGAGGCCUUCCCUAAGCACAAUAGGAAAAGGAGUAAUCUUCCUAGUAGUAUUUUAUCGAUAAACCUAUCAACAGAGGCAUACCAAGAGUUGGAUUUCCCUCAACCUGAACAUCAGCUUAGUCAUGAACCAAUCGAUACAAGAAUAGGGGUACUAAAGGAUUGUCUUUGUGUUUGUUUCUACUCUUCUUUCAAUCGAGUGCAAGUCUGGAUGAUGAAGGAAUAUGGUAUGAAAGAAUCGUGGUAUAAGUUUGCGUCCAUUCCACAUAUGUUAGUUAGGGGGCGACAGUGUGUACCACCCAUAUGGUUGUUUGAGAAUGGUGAGAUUCUACUCAUUCAUGGGUAUAAGCUGAUGACUUACAAUCCAAGUGAGGGUAACUUCAAAAGGUGCUUCCGUUCUGCUGAUGCAGAGUGGCGGAAAUGCAACAAUAUUGAUCGAUACAGAUGGGAUAAUCAUCAUAACCUCUUCAAGCGUCCGGAAUGCUAUGUGCAAAGCCUCAUCGAUCUCCCUUAG